AUGAAGGGACUACAUUCCGAUUCGUCCACUUCUCGCGAAGUGACUUUUAACCAAAUUUGCGAACUUGUCUGGGGGGAAAAAGUCAAAGGGCUGCCUAACCAUGUGCAGGAACAAAUAACUCAUUUUCUUUUUAAAUUUUAUGAAGCGCGGAAGUUUUUUACAUGCACCGAGUUGGAAAAUUUAAACAACUUCCUAACAUUAUUGAUACGAAAUUUUAAGGAGCAUACGAAUGACAAAUUUUGUGUACGCAUUCUUCUGCUCCAUUUUAGGAAGGCGUCUGCUUCCUUUGUAAAGUCUAAGAGAGCCGAGGAUGGGCUAUACGUAAAGCAGGUGACGCGAUACUUGCUAUGCUUGCAUGAGUUGGUCAGACAUUUGAAGGAGAGGCAGCAAGGGGGAGAGCUUCGUACAGGGGAGCUGCGAAGUAGCAGCUCAGAAGAGGAACCCCGUUUGGUGGUGUCUAUAGUGAAAUAUGUGAACUUGUUCGUGGUGUCCGCGCUGAGGCUAGUGGAGGAGAAUUGCUUGGCGCGCUUUUACUGUAGGAUCAUAUCUUAUGGGAAGAUUGCCGAAAUUCUAACCAAUGCAUAUGGCCAAAAUGAGGAAGCCGACGAGGACAUCAUCCACAGUUGUGUUUUACUAACGGAGCGAAAAGAAUUUGAUAAAGACAUCAUAAAAUGCGGAAUCAUGAAUAAGUUUAUCACGUCGGAGGCACUACUCCAGAAGAGUGUUUCCUGUAAAAACAGCUUCCUCAUUCAGGUAGUAAUAAAAAUAACUAAGCGGAAUUUAAACCAGCUCAGAAUAUAUACCUCCAAGAGUGAUCUCCAAUUUGUUAAUUCCUUAGUAGAAAUAGUGUACAAUAAAAUUACAAAAGGAGACGUCGACCUGUCUUGUGCUGACUUGUUAAGAUUAUUUUCCUACAUCAUAGAGGGGGGAAGGAAUUCCGAUGAUUUCCCCCCCUUUGAUCAUCAUCCUGAAGACAUUUCUGAUGAAAAGAAAAUGCUGCACCUGUUAUGCUUCGAUAUCAUUAAUCCGAUAAGUAGCUCCCAUUGUGUAUCCACCAUGGAGAAAAAAAAGAUUGCGGAAAAAGUGAUACCCCUCGUGAGUCAAAUCAAUAGUAGCGAAAAGGAUGCAGAAGGGAAGGACAACUAUAUGUACCUAAAACAUGUUGAAGCUUUAUUUUUCCUGUGUUUACAUAAUGAAGACGUGUGCAGGGAAUACUUUAACGAAAAGUUUAUCAAGCAUGUGGAAGAGCUAUACCUCCAGAUUGAUCAGCGUGAAAAUGUUGAAAAAGUCGGAAAUUUAAAGAAGAAGGAAGAAUGUGAUUUAUUGAAGCUGUACUAUUUUGGUAUACUCUCCACGUUCGCACAAAUGAACAUAAAUAAUGAAAAGGAAAAGGAGAAGACAGAAAAGAACGAGAAGAAGAUUUCUCUCCCUUUCGUUAGUUAUGUAAUAGGGAAAGAGUUGCAAAAUAAAAAGUUCCUUCUCGAGAACCACGUCUACUGCUUGCUCUUUUUGCGCUUUUUAAAUAUGUCUCUUUUGAACAAUUUAUAUGAUUUUAAAGAAUUCGCCCAAGGAGUUUCCUUGGUAGAUUUCCUCAAAGUAAUUAGGGGGGCAUUAAAUGUUCUCUUACAGUGGGUGGAAAGAGAUCCCUUCUUGAAAUUAAUCAGGACGCAUGUGAAGACAAAUAAACAGAUAUUCCACAUUCUGCUAGAAAUUUGGGUACUCGUCCAGGCCGAAAUGAGAGGGGAGAAGAAGGAAGCGUUGGCAGCGUCUGCAAAAUGGGAGAGCGUUCUGUACACAAUAUAUCACAUAUUUAAAAGACUAACGAAUGGGUUUACCAAAUAUUUGAAUUACUUUUCGGAACACGAGGAUCUCCUUAGCAAUUUCAAAAGAGUGAUGACUUUCGAAGAGAAAUCCGUUUUGGAAAUAUAUUCCCAAAUGUGUCAGGAUGUUGAAGAAAACCGGUUGGCAAUUCUGGAGAAGGACAAAAACUACCUUAACGGCAAGGUAAAGUCGUGGGCGGAGAAAAUAGAACAAAUGGAAAAAAGGCUCCAGGUUACGACGGAGGAGAGUUAUCGGAAAAAUGUCGACGAAUUGGAGAAUUAUUACAACUACGUCCGAGCGGGGGGUGAUUACUAA
Messenger RNA from Plasmodium inui San Antonio 1, 2136 nucleotides. RefSeq lists its product as hypothetical. The transcript is spliced from 6 exons. NCBI's taxonomy places the organism in Eukaryota, Apicomplexa, Aconoidasida, Haemosporida, Plasmodiidae. The coding region runs from base 1 to 2136 and encodes 711 amino acids. The record is from RefSeq and is a predicted model, not a curated record.